This is a messenger RNA of Lotus japonicus, 3000 nucleotides long. RefSeq names its product endoglucanase 25-like. The record is from RefSeq and is a predicted model, not a curated record. NCBI's taxonomy places the organism in Eukaryota, Viridiplantae, Streptophyta, Magnoliopsida, Fabales, Fabaceae. Bases 775 to 2598 code for a protein of 607 amino acids. Gene Ontology annotation, molecular function: hydrolase activity, hydrolyzing O-glycosyl compounds. Gene Ontology annotation, biological process: carbohydrate metabolic process. The transcript is spliced from 6 exons.
UAGGCCAUGAUCAGAAUGUAAUUAUUGCCAGUUAGAUUGGUUAGUUGCGGAUCAGCUAGGUAGUUGUGAUUAGUUCCAUGACUAGCUAUAACUAUGAUAAUAUAAAAUGCACAUUGUGCUCCACUAAAAUCACUUUUCUUAUUCCACGAAAUUUUAUAUUCUUCUUUCUUGAUCAAAAAAAAAAAAAUUUUAUAUUCUUCUCCCAUUACAUUUACUUGAAAAUUCUCUUAGCCUGUCUCUUGACAACAGCACAAUCAUAUUUGCCAUCUACUACAUCAAAUUAUAUGAGUUUAUGCAGUUAGUUAUCAUUAUAUCUAUCAGCUUCUGAGUCUUUUCAGGAGUCUUGCUAUUCAAUCUUUGAGAGUGUUUGCAAAUAACUUGAAUAAAACUCUUAAAGACAUGGAAUCUAAUUUGCAACUAAGCUUAACACUUCAUCUAUUCUUCUUGUUUCUUAUUUGCCUUGUUCCUCACAUAAUACGACUACCAUCAUCUUCAUCUGGUUUGGCUUUACCUCUGCUACAGGAACAGAUGAGGCUAUUUAGUCCUUCAGCAUCAACGUUUAGAACUUAAUUAUCAUUAUAAGAAUACAAUUUUGGCACUAGUAAGGAAAUAUUUUGCCUUUAUUUGUAUAAUUUGUACAUUACUUCCCAUGUAAUGCUAUACUUUGGACGGCAAAGAAAAGACAAACCCAAGCUUUGGAAUAUCAACCCAAUGCAACAUUAACAUAUUAUAGUAAGUUACUGAAAAUAGAACCCUGCAUCUUCUUCAUCAAUCAUGGCACCAACAGUGCCAUUGACUCUUGAGACAGAAAAGCAACCUGUUACAUAUGUGCAUACAGUUUUAGAGACAGGUCGCCUUCUUGCUUCAUCCAGAGGGAACUCCCUAGCACCUGAAUUUAAUCAUUCUCCUAAGUCUUCUGCUGCUUAUGAAUCCAUCCCUUCCCAUUACCCAAAAUCUUUUGACUACAACAUUGUCAUCACUGACAGGGAGCAUUUUCACCGUUUCAUCAUAGUUUCAGUGGCAAUAAUAUUUGCUAUCACAGCAGUGAUUUUAUUGGUGCACUUUUUACCUCAGAAGAACAAGCAUCAUGGUUCUUCAAUCAAUCUCAAACUGGCAGUGAACCAAGCUCUAACCUUUUAUGAUGCCCAAAAAUCUGGGUACUAUCCAAGGAACAGUCCAGUGAAAUUUCGAGGAGACUCGGGAUUACAGGAUGGGAAUUCAGCUAAGGCUAAUCUUACUGGUGGAUUUUAUGAUUCUGGAAACAACAUUAAGUUUACCUUCACCACUGCUUAUACUAUGACCUUGUUGAGUUGGAGUACAAUGGAAUAUCAAGGUAAAUAUGCUGAUAUUGGUGAGCUUCACCAUGUCAGGGAAAUCAUAAGAUGGGGCAGUGAUUACUUGCUCAAGGUGUUCAUCCCCCCAGAUUCAAAAUCCGGAUCCAACCUUACAAUGUAUUCCCAGGUUGGAAGUACCAUUAGUAAUAACAAUGAGCCCAAUGAUAUAAGUUGCUGGCAAAGACCUGAAGACAUGAAGUAUGAGAGACUUGUUUCAACAUGUGAUGGCUCUGCUUCAGAUUUAGCUGGCGAAAUAGUGGCAGCAUUAUCUGCAGCAUCUAUGGUAUUCAAAGAAGACCAAGAUUACUCAAGGAAACUAAUCCAAGCAGCAGAGAAUUUAUAUGAGGCAGUUACAAAGGAAGAUCCUAAGAAGCAAGGGACCUACACCAAUGUUGAUGCCUGUGGAAAACAAGCUAGAAUGCUUUACAACUCAACUAGUCACAAAGAUGAAUUGGCCUGGGGAGCAACUUGGUUAUUUCUUGCUACUGAAGAGACUGAUUAUCUUGCAAAUGCAACUGCAUUAUUUUUGUCAGCCAAGGCUGAUGAAACAAAUUUUAACAAAGAGGUGUUUGAUUGGAAUAACAAGCUCAAUGCUAUCGCGGUUUUGCUUACGGGUAUUCGAUAUUUCCAAGAUCCUGGAUUCCCAUAUGAAGAUGUUUUGAAACUCUCAUCAAACUCUACAGACUCACUCAUGUGUUCUUAUCUACUCAACAAAUAUUUGAGCAGGACACCUGGUGGAUUGAUUAUCUUGAAACCUGAUAUGGGGCCAUUACUCCAGUAUGCUGCAACAGCAUCUUUUCUCAGUAAAUUGUAUAGUGAUUACCUGGACCAUCUCAAAAUGACUAGUGCAAGUUGCAAGAAUGAUGAAUUCUCAGUGAAAAUGCUUCGCGACUUUUCUAGUUCUCAGGUUAACUACAUACUUGGACAAAAUCCUAUGAAAAUGAGCUAUUUAGUGGGCUAUGGUGACAGGUAUCCAGUCCAAGUUCAUCACAGAGGUGCAUCAAUCCCUUGGGAUAACCGGUAUAAAAAUUGUGAUGAUGGUAAGAAAUGGCGAAACUCGAAAGACCCGAAUCCACAAGUUCUUUUGGGAGCCAUGGUGGGAGGGCCAGACACAGAUGAUAAGUUCAGUGAUCAAAGGAGCAACCAAAGGUUCACUGAGCCAAACAUUGCAAGCAAUGCUGGGUUAGUUGCAGCAUUGAUUGCACUUCAAGAUCCUCCUUCUAAUUCACAGGACAUAAAAAACUCCUUGUGGGGAUGGACUUGAAUCUAUAUUUAUUAUUUAAACAUGUUCAUUUGAUUCCAAGAAUAUAUGUUCAAAUUCUUACAUCUUGGAGGAAUUGAACUAUGAGAAUACAUAUAGGAAAAAGGAAAGUCUAGAAAACUUCUCGCUGGCAAUUACAAUUAAAGCAAAUGAAUUUCAUUUAAUGGAUGAAUUUUCAUGACACUCUUUAUGUCAUUUAAUGUUAAGCUGGAAAUUGGUUACUCAAAUUAGUGUUCAUGUCACCGAAUUAGAUCCUCUAGGUAGAUGAAAUAUAACUCAAAUUCUAAUAACAAAAAUGGUGUAUAACCAUCUAUAUUGACCAUCCGGAUACAAACUUGUAACUACAGUGCUGUGUUGACACAAAAUUUACUAUACAAGCAAUUUACAAAGAAACCAAACUAUAUA